Auxenochlorella protothecoides is the source of this 576-nucleotide messenger RNA. Its product is annotated as Mitochondrial import inner membrane translocase subunit tim21. Gene Ontology annotation, cellular component: TIM23 mitochondrial import inner membrane translocase complex. Lineage: Eukaryota; Viridiplantae; Chlorophyta; Trebouxiophyceae; Chlorellales; Chlorellaceae. The transcript has 3 exons. The coding region runs from base 1 to 576 and encodes 191 amino acids. The record is from RefSeq and is a predicted model, not a curated record. Gene Ontology annotation, biological process: protein import into mitochondrial matrix.
AUGAGUGGAAGUACUGCUUCUCACCCAGCCUCGGGGUGCUGGGAGCCGGUGCUGAGUCCGCCAGCCUGCCCCACCCCCCAGGAGCUCGUGAGCGCCGAGGAGGAGUUCAGUGCCAUCACCGACAAGAUCCCCCAGCGACCUGUGGGUGUGGUGGAGGGCACCAGCUACACCGUCAUCAUCCUCGCAGCCCUGGGGUUCGCGGCGGCCGUGCUGUAUGCCGCUGUGAACGAGCUGCUGCUGCAGCCCGCCGAGUACACGUGCUACAACAAGACGCUGGACCUGAUCCGCGACGACCCCCGCGUGACCGUGCGCCUGGGCGAGCCGGUGCACGCCUACGGCACGGAGAGCAGGAAUCGGUCGGCGCGGCAGCGCAUCCCACACCGCGAGUACCAGGACGUGGAGGGCAGGCAGCACAUCCAGAUCCAGUUCCACCUCAGCGGCCCCAGCGGCCGGGCCACUGUGAACGCCGACAUGUACCUAGAGAGUGGGGCCUGGAAACACAAUUUCCUGUACCUCGACGUGCAAGAGCCCAUCCGGCAGCAGGUGGGGCUGCGGGCAGGCCAGGCAGCUACUUGA